GGGAGUGGUACUCAUGACGCUACUAAAUAACCAUCCUGGCCAAUGAAUCAGUGUGCACUCACAUUACAUUUCCUUGCACAACUGAAGCUGCGUGCACGUCUUCAAGGUUCUGCAGAAUAUGGCUAACAAGAAUAAAGAUACAGAUUUUGCCUCUGAAGUAGAAAGAUUGAUAUCUAAAGAAAGCGACGGGAGGAUGCAAGUUGUGGAAACACUGAAUGAUCUUGCAAAUGAAGUUGACAAAGAGGUUCGCAAAGCUCGAAUUGCGAAAACCACGUUUGCAUCAACUGGUAUACUUGGUUCUGGGUUAGCCAUUGGUGGCAUCAUUGCAGCUCCAUUCACUUUUGGUGCUUCUCUGGGUCUGACUAUAGCAGGCGUCGCGUUGGGAGUGUCAAGCGGUGUGGGGGGACUGGUCACGACAAUAAUAGACAGGCUGCUGAACAGCAAGAAGACCAAAGCAGCCUAUGCAGCAGCCAACAAAUACCUAAAUAUAGUGGACUGCAUUGUACAAAUUAUGGAGGAAAUACGAAAUGAAUGGAAUGCACAAAUUGAGCAGGAUUUCAAGGAUAAAAUACGUAAUGUUUCUGAUCCUGAAACAACCAAGACCCUAGAAGUAUUUCUUCUAAGUAUGAAAGCUACGUCGGAAUUCGGGGCUGCUGGUGCCAAAAUUGCCUCCACUUCUGUUGCAUUAGCUUCACGAACAAUGGUGGCCAGUGUCAGCAGAACAGUUGCAAAUGUUCUGAAGACAGGCACAAUGGGUUUGGCCAUCGGAGGAGCAGCACUUGCAGCCAUCACCAUACCUGUUGAUGUAUACACCAUCUACAAGAACAGCAGGGCCAUACACGUCAACGAAGAAUCGGCUGCUGCAAAAAAGAUCAGGGAAUUAGCAACUGAUAUAUCGAAAGAGCGCCCUUUUGCACUUUCAGAUGAUGCCUUAAUUAUGUUGAACCAACAAGAAGCUAUGCAGGGUACAUCAUUAACACCAAAUGAAAAGACAAGACUACUACAGCUGCAGAAGGAGCAGGAACAGAAAAUACGCAAUGAAAAGGAGAGAAAUUGUCGCCAAAAUGAAGUUUUCCUCCAAACGCUUGACAUGAUGCCCAAAGACCUGACCCAUUUGGCUGAUAUGUCUAUGCAGACGACUGCACAUACAACACUGAUCAAGCUCUUGAUUUGUCUUCUGGAACUACUGGCAGUGGGAUUCAUCAUCUGUAAAAUAGUAACAACUGUUGCUCAUGGUCACAUCUCUGCUGCAAUGGAGAAGAUGUCUCAUAUCGUGAUAGUCAUUGGUGGAGUGAUGGGCUUAGUUGCUGAGUUGUUCAGUGAAAUAUAUUAUUAUAACAAAUGGAAGGAAGCAGUGGCAGUGGUAGAAAAGUAUGUGCUUGCAGUAAGAACAUCUCUCGGAGUAGCUGAGGGUGGACAUAUUGAUGCCAAUAAGGUUCGAAUGAGAAAAACCUGGACAAGGCAUUCAGAUGACAUCAGCCAACGUAAGAUCACCAUACUUCGCACGGUAAAAACGCUCAUCGAUAUAAUUGCUGCCAUAAGUCUUGGAACAACAGAGUGGAAGGUAAUAGGGCAACGCCAUCUUGUAGAAGAAAGGGGUGCAGGCUUUCCUCUUGGUCUGGGAGGUCCAAUCUCCACUGCUGUUGCUUUGCUUGUGGACCAACCUGAUGCUGAACGUGUGAUGGAAUCCUUCAUGGAGAUAGCUGUUGGUGGAUCUUUGUGUCUGGUGCUUACUUCCACAAUAACAUUCUACAUACUAGUGACACACUGGAGUCACAAAAGGUCCUGCGUGUUGUCCGAUCAGAUUCAAUGUCUGUCAGGGAAAGCCGACACUGAGCUAAGAAGAUUCAUUAUUCCAGUAAAUAAGAGUGAGUGAGUAAUUUUGGUUUAACGUCGCUUUUAACAGUAUUCCAGUUACAUCUCGGCGUGUCAACUGAAUGUGGUAGGAAAGCCCCGAAGUGAUGCAGGUCUCAGACGU
Haliotis rufescens (red abalone) is the source of this 1978-nucleotide messenger RNA. RefSeq lists its product as uncharacterized. Lineage: Eukaryota; Metazoa; Mollusca; Gastropoda; Lepetellida; Haliotidae. Gene Ontology annotation, molecular function: lipid binding. The transcript is spliced from 3 exons. Gene Ontology annotation, biological process: lipid transport; lipoprotein metabolic process. The coding region runs from base 119 to 1876 and encodes 585 amino acids. The record is from RefSeq and is a predicted model, not a curated record. Gene Ontology annotation, cellular component: membrane; extracellular region.